This is a messenger RNA of Acytostelium subglobosum LB1, 564 nucleotides long. RefSeq lists its product as hypothetical. Gene Ontology annotation, biological process: signal transduction. Gene Ontology annotation, cellular component: plasma membrane. The record is from RefSeq and is a predicted model, not a curated record. Lineage: Eukaryota; Evosea; Eumycetozoa; Acytosteliales; Acytosteliaceae. Gene Ontology annotation, molecular function: GTP binding; GDP binding; GTPase activity. The coding region runs from base 1 to 564 and encodes 187 amino acids. The transcript has 3 exons.
AUGAAUAACAUCAAACUGGUAGUACUAGGUGCCGGAUCAGUUGGCAAGAGUUCUUUGACAAUUCGUUAUGUCCACAACGAGUUUAUUGAUAGAUAUGACCCAACCAUUGAGGAUAUGUACCGCAAGGUUGUAGAGAUAAGUGGUGAUCACUUUAUGCUGGAGAUCAUGGAUACGGCUGGAACAGAGACCUUUUUGGCAAUGAGAGACCUAUAUAUUAGGAAUGGCCAAGCAUUUAUGUUGGUCUAUAGUAUAACUUCAAAGUCAUCAUUCUUGGACCUCGAGUCUGUAAAGGAUCAGAUAUUGCGUGUAAAGGAUAUGCCAGUGUCCAAGCUGCCCAUACUGGUGAUUGGCAACAAAUCGGAUCUGGAGAAUGAGCGUCAAGUACAGUCUCAGGAAGCCGAGAAGGCCUGUGCCAAGUGGGGACUGCCCUUCAUGGAGACCAGUGCCAAGACCAACAUGAACAUCUCCUCCGCCUUUGAGUGUUUGGUACGCGAGAUGCAAAAGAAGACACUCGGCAAGAAUAAGUCCUCCAAGAAGAAGGCAAACUUCUGUCACAUUUGCUAA